GGCAGAUUUACACCAAAGCAGCUGAGGAGUCUGAAAUACCUACUUGAAGCAAACAGAAGCUGACUUUCUUUCUUUCUUGAAACCUGGAGUCAGGAUCUGUUUAGCCGAACAGUGAUGAUGUCCCAGUACGCAGCUUUGAGCAGCCUGCUGGCUGAUGACCCGUUCCUCAGUCAGGAGGGAAUCCUCUGGCCGCUGCGUCAUGAAGCUCUGUCCUCCCUGCAGCAGAACUUCUUCAGCCGGAGAGCCGGCCUGGCUGAGAGCCUCCUCAGGGAGCUCCAUGCUGGACCACAGCUGCUCAAACUGGCCCAGUUUCCUGUCAUUUCCUCCACACUGAAAAGACUGAGUGAAGACAGAGAGCAGCAGACAGAGGCAGUCAGCACAGAGCUGCACCGAGAUGCACAGCAGACCAGCGACAACGGCGACCUUCUGGUGACCCUAGAUGCCCGGGGUUAUGCCCCCGGGGACAUCACUGUCAAACUGGAAGGCCGAAGUCUGGCGGUGGUGGCCAUGAAGCAGGCCGGAGCAGAGGAGAGCCAGUCCUGCUCCUCCUCCUCUUCCUCCUCCUCUUUCUCCUCCUCGGCUUCAUCCCACAUGGGAUUCAUGCAGAGAAUAGAUCUGCCCGCUCACCUGGACCUGUCAGGUCUCUCCUGCUCUCUAAUGGACGGCGGACAGCUUCGGAUCCACGCCCCCGUGGCCCGGCAGCCAAUCAGCGAGGAGCCGCAGGUGCCCAUCCGCUACAGGACAUCGCUGGAAUUCCCCAUUAAAAAUGAAGACACAGAGCAGGAGCAUAAAGACUGAGGCUACAGACACAAAGUGGAACACGCUUCUAAUGACAUCCACAAAAGGACUAAACUAUGAGUCAAGUUUAAAUUGAUAUCUCGAAAGCUUAUUUUAAAUAUAUUUUGUAAUAUUUUGAAAGUGUUAAAAUUAAAAUAAAUGACGAAAAUCAAAUGUGUUAAA
Molecule: messenger RNA, 960 nt
Organism: Xiphophorus hellerii (green swordtail)
Lineage: Eukaryota; Metazoa; Chordata; Actinopteri; Cyprinodontiformes; Poeciliidae
Gene: hspb9
Product: heat shock protein, alpha-crystallin-related, 9
Exons: 2
Coding region: 115-798 (227 amino acids)
Biological process (GO): protein refolding; negative regulation of apoptotic process; response to heat
Cellular component (GO): cytoplasm; nucleus
Source: RefSeq, a predicted model, not a curated record